CUAUAAAUUGGGGACCCAUGUCGGUUGGAGAAUCAGUAUCGUUUUGAGCCGCCGAACCAAAAAAUGCUUUCGAUAUCGCAGCUAUUACUGCUCGUUGUCGGGUUCUGUCUGAAUUCAGCCGUCUCGGCUGACGUGGACUGCAGCAAACGGCCAUCGUAUGUCAAUCCCAAAACUUGUUGUACAAUGCCGGACUUCGUGUCCGACGAGUUGAAGCAAAAGUGCAUCAACUUUGACAUGACUCCGCCGCCGCCGUCGGAUGGGGAAGCCAGUGGAUCCUUUGAGAGCAAGCGUCGUCAUCAUCAUCCGCAUCCCCCACCAUGCUUCUUCUCCUGCAUCUUUAACGAGACUGGCAUCUAUCAAAACCGAAAACUGGAUGAGGCGAAGCUGAAGAACUAUUUGGAGGAGGUGUUCGAGGACAGUUCCGAUCUGCAGACCGCUGCCACCCAGGCCUUCACCACGUGUGCCAACAAAGUCGCGGAGUUCGAGGCUAAUCUACCUCCUCGUCCUGCUCCAUCUCCCCCACCCGGAUUCCCAAUGUGUCCUCAUGAUGCUGGUCACCUUAUGGGCUGUGUGUUCCGCAAUUUGAUGAAGAAUUGCCCAGACUCAAUUCGAAAUGAUUCCCAGCAGUGUACUGACAUAAAAGAGUACUUUACCAACUGCAGGCCACCUCGUGGUCCUCCUCCUUCCGCCGAAGAUAUGUAAGGCACCCAAGAAAUCCUAUUUGUCUGAAAACCCGCCAUGAAUUUACCGCUACCAAGCAGAACUUUUAAUAUCUUUCAAUUUAAGCCAAUAAACAUCUAAAGCUCAA
This is a messenger RNA of Drosophila sechellia, 808 nucleotides long. It is a transcript of the gene Obp49a, whose product is annotated as Odorant-binding protein 49a. NCBI's taxonomy places the organism in Eukaryota, Metazoa, Arthropoda, Insecta, Diptera, Drosophilidae. The transcript has 3 exons. Gene Ontology annotation, molecular function: odorant binding. The record is from RefSeq and is a predicted model, not a curated record. The coding region runs from base 64 to 702 and encodes 212 amino acids.